AUGUAUAUAAGGCCGCAAAAUUUUAGUACGACUCAUCACCCGACCAAGUCCAGUGACAACCAUUCAAACGAAGAGAAAAUGCUGAAGCUUGUCUCCAUCGUUUGCCUUUUUGCCUGUACAUUCGCAGGUGAUUAUAACACUUAUAGUCACUAUUCCAAGCAUGACGACUAUUAUCACAAGCCGUAUGGACCAUUAGGUGGAGUCGGUGGAGUAGGCUCAGGAAUUGUUGGCUCUGGUGGUGUCAUUGGAGGACUCGUCGGUCUGGGUGGUGGAUCUGCAGCUGCUAGUGCCGCCGCUGCAGGAAAUAGCGCAGCAGCAGCUGCUGCUGCUGCAGCUGGUCGAAAUGCUGCCGCCGCUGCUGCAGCUGCUGUAGGACAAAAUGCUGCCGCCGCCGCUGCAGCUGCCGCCGCUGGACAAAAUGCUGCUGCCGCCGCUGCUGCUGCAUCUGCAAGUGGAUUCGGAUCAGUCCCAACCUUUCCAUACUAUGGUACUCCCUACUAUGGAUUCAAUUUAGGAGGAGGAUCAGCUGCUGCCGCUGCUGCUGCUGCAAGCAGUGGCUCAGCUGCCGCCGCUGCCGCCGCCGCUGCAUCUGCCAGCGGACUUGGAUCAUUCCCAACGUUUCCAUACUUUGGUGCCCCCUACUAUGGAUUCAAUCUGGGAGGAGGAUCAGCUGCUGCUGCCGCCGCUGCUGCCAGUGGUGGUUCUGCUGCUGCCGCUGCUGCUGCUGCAUCUGCCAGUAGAUUUGCAUCAUUCCCCUAUUAUUAUGGAAACCAAGUUAGUUUUCCUUACUAUGGAUUCAAUCUAGGAGGUGGAUCGGCUGCUGCAGCCGCCGCUGCCGCUGCUGGACAAAAUGCUGCCGCUGCCGCCGCCGCCGCCGCUGGACAAAACGCCGCUGCUGCCUCCGCUGCUGCUGCAUCCGGAAGUAUAUUCAACGGACCUAUUUUUGGUGGCAUCAGACAUAAAAAGACCUAUUAAAGAAAAGUGACGUCGUCUUUUGCUUGGUUUUUAUAGAACUUAUAAAAAAUAAAACUGAUUAAUGUU
Messenger RNA from Magallana angulata, 1041 nucleotides. RefSeq names its product fibroin heavy chain-like. The record is from RefSeq and is a predicted model, not a curated record. The coding region runs from base 1 to 975 and encodes 324 amino acids. Lineage: Eukaryota; Metazoa; Mollusca; Bivalvia; Ostreida; Ostreidae. The transcript is spliced from 3 exons.